Messenger RNA from Arabidopsis lyrata subsp. lyrata, 1321 nucleotides. RefSeq lists its product as uncharacterized. The record is from RefSeq and is a predicted model, not a curated record. NCBI's taxonomy places the organism in Eukaryota, Viridiplantae, Streptophyta, Magnoliopsida, Brassicales, Brassicaceae. The transcript has 2 exons. Bases 2 to 1021 code for a protein of 339 amino acids.
GAUGCGGCUGAGUGGAAGAAUUUCUAGCAAUUCCAUCCCUCAUUUGCAGAAGAACCGCGAAAUGUUUAUCUUGGAUUAUGUACUGACGGUUUCAAUCCUUUUGGCCCGUGAUCUUGACUCCAUACAACUUGACUCCAAAAAUUAUUCGUUGUGGCCCGUGAUCUUGACUCCAUACAACUUGCCUCCUGAUAUGUGCAUGAACAGUGAGUAUUUGUUUCUUACAAUUUUGAAUUCGGGACCAAAUCAUCCACGAGCCAGUCAUGAUGUUUUCCUCCAACCACUGAUCGAGGAGUUGAAAGAGUUAUGGCAUAACGGAGUUGAGGCAUACGAUGUGUCUUGUGAUCAAAAUUUCAUAUUUAAAGCCGUCCUUUUGUGGACUAAUAGCGAUUUCCCAGCAUAUGGCAUGUUAUCGGGAUGGACUACACAUAGAAGAAUAUCGUGCCCAAUUUGUAUGGAGGAUACAAAAUCAUUUUGGUUGCCAGGUGGUCGGAAGACAUGUUGGUUUGAUUGCCACAGAAGAUUUCUUCCUCUAAACCAUCCGUUACGGAAGGACAAAAAGCACUUUGUGAAAGGUAAAAAUGCAGUGCACGAGUAUCCACCUGCAUCGUUGACUGGUGAACAAGUCUUAUAUGAGCGUAUAAAGACUGCCAAGCCGCCAAAGACAUCUGACUGCGGAGGAAAUGGGCAUGAAAAUAAAGUGGAUGGGUAUGGAGAUUGGCAUAAUUGGCACAAAGAAAGCAUAAUGUGGGAGCUACCUUACUGGACCGAUCUAAAUCUACGACACAAUCUUGAUGUGAUGCAUAUUGAGAAAAAUAUUCUCGAUAACGUCAUGUACACUGUGAUGAAUGUGAAAGACAAAUCAAAAGACAUUGUGAAGUCAAGAAUAGAUGUUUCCAGAUUUUGUGAUCGGCCUGAAUUGCAUGUUGAUGAUCGAGGGAGAGCUCCAUUUCCUAUUUGGAGAUUGAGUGCGAAAGCAAAAAAAGUCUCCUUGAAUGGGUCAAAUCAGAGGUCAGAUUUCUAGAUGGCUAUGUAGCAGAUUUAGCUAGUUUUGCAGAUAUCAAUGCCGGCAAGUUUUCGGGAAUGAAAAGUCACGACUGCCAUGUAUUUAUGGAACGAUUGCUUCCGUUUGUGUUUGCAGAACUCUUGCCGCGAAACGUACAUCUUGCAUUAUCAGGCAUUGGAGCAUUUUUCCGUGAUUAAAGUACUCGAUCAUUGGAGCUAAGUCGCGUCCAACUUUUGAAGGAGAAUAUUGUCAUGAUUUUGUGCAACUUGGAAAAAAUAUUCCCACCUUCUUUCUUUGAUGUGAUGGAGCACCUACCUG